AUGGAUGCAUUCUCAUUAAAAGGAAAAAGGCUGGAUUUUUAUGAAAGAGCUGACACAUAUGUAAGCCUGACCAAAAGCAUUCCUGAACUCAGUCGAUUCACAGCAUGCAUUGACCUGGUAUUCGUGAAUGGCAAAUCAAGUGAUUGGAUGGCUUUCUCCUAUAUUACUAAUAAUAUGAGAGAGGACAUAGACCUUGGACUUGCAGGAGAUCAUCAGCACUUAAUACUAUACAACUUGGGCAAGACCUUUUAUAUCCGUUACCAUCUGACUCCAUUUCAAUGGCAUACAGUAUGCUUGAUAAGGGAUGGUGUGAAGGGCAGAUUAGAGCUUUUCCUGAAUAAAGAAAGGAUACUGGUAAUGAUGAAUCGACCUCAAAACCUGACACCUAAUGGGACUCUGGUUCUAGGACAUUUUCUUAAGAACAGGGACAUACAAAUUAAAAGCAUGGUGCCUCCCUUCACUGGCAGCUUGUACUACUUUCAACUCUGGGACCACAUCCUGGAAAGUGAGGAAUUUAUGAAGUGCUUGGGUGGAAACGUAGUUAGUUGGGAAGAGGAUGUUUGGCUCAUCAACAACAUCAUUCCAACGGCUGACACGAGACUGCGCUGCUUUGUUUCAGAAAAUAUGACAAUUGAAGAAACAAGUACAACUCUUUCACAACAAAUAGAUUCAACAAACCCAUCCCAAGUUACUGGACUAAAACCACAGAAGACUGUAUAUUCUUCUACAAUGAUGUCUAAAAGCAUGCCUGUAUUUGAAACUGAUUAUACAACCAUAUCAUAUUCUAAUAAAACAUCUCCACCUCUGGAAACAAUGACUGCACCAAAAUUUUUAAAGACAUACAUAGUUGAGACAGUUACAUUUGCAGCAGACAUUUUGUCUACUUCAGCAGCCAUUGUUCUACCUACCAAGAAUACUUUCAUAGGCACUACUACCAAGUCCACAAAAACAACUGAAUCCCCAUCUUCAGAGAGCACAAUGACAACUAAAAGGACUGGAACCAUUGUUACUGAGACUUUUCAUCCAACUACAGCUACUAAUUUUCUAUACACAUCCGGAUUUACCAAGAAUUCAAUUGUAUCUAAAACUUCAGUGAUUGGAUCUCAGGCGGCUAUUAUGAAGACAAUGUCUUUAUUCUCAUCUAGUGAGUCAGCAUCCAUGUCUACAAUAUCUUGGCCCAAACACAGAUCCACAAGCAUUAGAGUACUCCCUAGCUCUACAGCUAGCCAGGAGUUUCUUGCAUCUACAGUUGCUAGAACUGUACCUUGGUCCACGGUGAGACAGACUUCUACUCACAUUGGGACUGCAUCAGCAUUUCCACCUGAGUCUGUGCUUAUAUCCACAGCUGCUCCAGUGGAUACUAUAUUUCCUAGAAAUCAGACAGCAUCUACAUUGGCAACGACUGAUAAGGAACUGUCAUUCACAGUUCAUUCAAUGACACUCCCAACUAAGCCUAUUGAGAUGACUCCUGAGCUAAGAACAGCUGAAACAAAAUUGACAUCUACAAAUUUCCAGGAUAUCUCUUCACCCAGAGUGGAGGAUACAAUAUCUAUCUCCAUGCCAAAAGAGGCAUCCUUUACAUCCCUUUCUUUCAAGACAUCCUCUUCAUUCACUGGAGCCCAGAGUACACAGACAGUUAUUGAUGCUGAGACUACACAUAGAGCCUUGACUCCUGGAAUCACACUUGCACAUACAGCUGAAAAUAUGCUUCCUCCCACAGUGUCUGGGCCAGUAUAUACCCAUAAUACACCCACAGGUGGUGAAAACACGUCGUCUUUGAUUUCCACUAGACCACCUUCUACAUUCAAGGCAUCUGAGUCUGGCCCCACAUCAAGUGAUGAAGGUGCCCUUCUAUUCACUAGUGAGGUCACUUGGACUUCCAGACCAGGCCAGACCCUAUUGACAUCAGUAUUCCAUGGCAAUACUUCUAACACAGAACAUUCAUCCACAACUACUAAUAUUAUCCCAACAGAAGCAUUCACAGAAAGUGAGACUACGACUACCACUGAUGGUAUUAUUACUACUGAUGCCAUUAUUGACAGAUAUACAACAGCUUUAUCCAAUUUGACAUUUCCAUGGUUGGUUAAUUUCUCCAUAGUUUCUGGAACCACAUCUGUAACCAAACUGCCUGAGUUUAAACUUUCUACCUUACUACUAAGAACCACCCCUGUGUCCACAGUAGUUGGAAAUGAACUUCUUUCAACACCAAGGAAGACAGUUGUUCCACCAGGACAUAUAGUAUCUACCCUUCCUGAUAUUAAGCCAAAUUUUUCUACUGAGGAGAGUGCUUCUGAGACCACACAAACAAAGAUAAAAAGUACAAUUGCAUUUGGAAAGACAACAAUCCCUUUUCCAGAGUCUGCAACAACACCAAGAUUCAAUGCUACUGUGACAAGGAAAGAAACAACUUCCCAUUAUCUUAAGGGAAGAUCAACUAUAGCAGCAACAACUAAAGUUUCUCCAUUUGUAACAAUGCUGGAAGCAACAAAUGAGUCUGUACAAGUGUCAGCUAAUGUCACCGUUACCCCUUUUCCUGACUUAGAAAUGUCGACUACCCCAUUGUAUAAUAAAACUGCAACUACUGAGGUGAGAGGAAGUUGGCUUUCUCCAAAAUCAAUGAAAACCACACCUAAGACUUUAUAUGAUGGAACUACAGAAAUUUUUAAUUCCACCCACACGUACACAACAAACUGGAGUUCAGAGACUCCACCUAAAAGGAAUCCAACUCCAUCUCCCACUUCUGGGAGCACAAAGACAUUCCCUGAACCCCUGGUUUCUUCUACCACAAGGAUAUUGGAGAGCAGUUUUGCUACUAUCCCUACAGACAGGAUAGCUAUGUCCUUGUCUACUGGUAUCUUGCCUCCACAGCCUACAACUACUCAUUCCUCAGCAUCUCCUGGGCCUAUUAGCCAUAUUUCCUCAUUGCCACUUAAUGUCUCUGGAGUCACCUCUAUCGUGGUGUCUGAGGAGACUAUGUCUGAACCUUCUGCACUAGAGAUGGCUUCUUCCACAUCUGUACUCUCAGAUGUCUCAAUUCUGUCAUCAGGUACAGUGACCACAGCAUUGGUGCCACCAAUGGAUCAGACUGCUUUCACAACAAGCAAUAGCAUGUCUACCCACAGAGACUUGAUUCACACCACUUUAGAAGCCACAGCAAACUCUGUCAGGAUGACACUCACAGAAAUAUCCUUUCUGACAGAAACUCCAGACUCUUCACUGAGACCUACCACUCCUGUGGAAACUAAGGCUAAGACUACCUUUCUCUUCACCUCAGCUGACACAGUAACUUCAUACACACCCACUCUUGCUUGCUCUAAAUCUCUCCCUGACAAUAUUUCUGUUGUGUCCUCCACUCAUAUGAUCUCAAUUAUGUAUACACCAGUAGCAAUUCAGCCCAUAUCUUGAUUAGAGGAGACUUCUAACUAUGCUUCCAGCUUUCCACAUACUUUCAGUGGUAGUGGACAUGUUGUUAGCCUGGUUACUGACACCACAGAGACUUAUGUUAUUGAUGAGACCAUGCCCUCACACACCUCUGCCAACAAGCUUACUACUUCAGGUAGUCACAUUUCUUAAUUUUCCACAUGUCUUAUAAGCACACUGGUCCCCACCCUAUAAGUAUCUGACAUUGCUACCUUGUCUUUUGACAAAGAGCAGAUAACCACCUCCCUAGGAAACACCUCUGGAACUAUGGAGGUGACAGAAAUGUCUCCAUCAAAGAGUCCUUUUAUUUCGGAGUCCCAGACUACUUCAUCUUUGGAAAUGACAGACUCAGAAUUUGCUGAGACAACAAAAAUUUCAAGUCAUCACACACAUUCACCUUCAGAGAUUCUAUUUGUGACUCCACCUGAUUGGAUUUCAGCUUUAUCUCCCACUUCUGGGAGUGCACAGUCUACACCUACCACCUGUACCUCACCUAACACACAUGUUGACAUUUCAGAAAUGUCUACCAGUCUUGGGAAAACAGCUCUCCCUUCACAACCUCUGACAAUUACAUUUUUCUUUCCUGAAAAAGAAAGCAUGAGUGCCUUUUUAGUAUAUACUCCCAGGAUUGAGAACAUGACAGUAAGCAACACCUCUGUGGCUCACCCUUUCUCAUACCACUAAAAUACUUCCUUUGUAGAUACUGUAACUUCCAGAACAACCAGAAUAUCAAAUCCUAUAAACAUAAACACAACCCUUUCACAUUUGCUUUCACCCAGGACUAAACCUGAGGUGACUUCAGCUGCCUCUCCCAUUUCUGAAAAUACACAGACCUCCCCUGAUCCCCUGUCUCUUUCUACAACUGGACUAUCUAGUGCCAAUUUUACAAUUAUCUCUACUGAUGGGAUUACUACAGUCCUUUCUGCUCCCAGGGUAACUAUGGCACUUCUUGGUAAAACCUCUAUGGCAACAUCCAUUCCUAUCUAUCAGAUGUCCUCACUGCCAAUUAGUGUCACUGCCUUCACCUCCAAAAGAGUUUCUGACACUUUAACAACAUCGGUGACCAAAUCUUCUAAAACAUCACACCCAGAUUGUUUGAAAAGUCCCUCUAUAACCACUUCUGGGCCUGAGUCUGAGAUGUCUUCAAUGUUAGUUCAUGACUCUGCUUUCUCACCUCUAGCUGUUUCUUCUGAUACUUUCACAACAGUUGGAUCAUUCUCUACUUUAUUAUGUUCAAUUACCCCCAGUACUACUAUGAAUGUACAAACAUCUACAUUGGAUGUCACACCUGUGACACAUGCUGGGCCUACUUCAAAAAGCACAAUGAUUUCCUCUACUUCAUAAAUUACAGAGAAAUACUCCAUGAUCAUACCUACAUCCUUACCCUCUCCAACAGAGCCACCUUAUUCUUCCAUAAAAACCAUCCCAACCACUCUUAUUGCUGGGGCGGUGACUCCAUUUUUAGGCACCACUGCCUCCUUUCUACUCAGUUCUAAGAACACUGAAGUUAUUUCUUCCAUUCCAAAAACCACAUUUUCACCAUUUCUAUCAACACCACCACAGUCAUCCCAAGGAGAUGAGGCUACAACUCUGCGCAUAUUAUCUGUGCUUACUAAUAGCUCCCUAUCUACUGUAAGCAGUGGUAGAGCAAUAAUUCUCACAAAUACUUAUUCCAGAAUUGCUGCUCCUAAAAGUGUGGUUUCAUCUACUCCUUCAGAUAAUCUUCAUGUUUCCUUGAAUAUUCAGGUUUUCCUAUCUUUGACCAGCUUUAAUAGCACUACUGGACCCACAAAAAGUAUAAAAGCCAUGACUUUCCUUUCUUUAAAUACAAAAAAAAAAACUUCCUUAUCAGAAAAUACUUCAAAUGCUGAACUAACAAAAGGUGCCACAUCUGUGAAUUCCCCUGUUUCAUACAAUCCAUGGACUUCAUCCAAUGCAACUCUUCCCUCUUUUACACCAUUUCUUUUUUCACCUCAUAGCACUAAAGCCAAGUUCUCUACUCCAUAGAUUUAUCUUUCUCCAACAUCCCAAAUGGUUGAGUUUCCAGCUGGGACAAAAACCACAUCUAGUAACACCCAGUCUCUGCUUAUAACUUCCUGGAACACACCCAUAGCUGAAGAUUCUCAAUUUCCAACUUAUGCCACUACUCAUGUACCUACACCCAACAAGAUGGAAACAGACUCGUAUGUUAUUCCUGGGUCUUUGUCAACAUUCACAGCCUCACAGACUGGUCUUCUAUCUGGAGAUGUUAUGGCAAUGUCAUCAAUUUCCACAUCAGGAAUUCUUCCUACCUUGGAGAAUUCUGAGAGCCUUUCAUUAUCAAUAUCUUCAAGAUCUACCCCUACCACUUUGGUUGACAUUAAACAGACAUUUGAGAAAUCUGUAACUGCAGGGACCACACCCCCAUCAAAUCCUUCUGGUGCCACUUCACAAUCUAUAAUUUCAAAAGCUACUACUACAAUCCUAAUACACUGGAUAUUAUCUAGUCUCUCUUCACAUUCCCCUCUGGAAACUGUUUCUAUUACUCCUCACAUUAUAACUUCCUCUAAAAUAGAGGUACCAAAAUCUACAUUUCUGACUUCUGACAUAAUACCGACAUACCCAUUUGUUAACCUUACAACACUACCCUUUGCUACCGUAAACUCCAUACUCACUAAAACCACUCUUACAGCUACAGUGGGUGGUAUCACUACUGGUUUCCCAACUUAUCUACCUAUGUCUACAAAAAUCACAGAUGACAUUGUAUACAUUUCCACAUCCCCAAAGCCUUCUUCCAGAACCACUGUGACUGCCAACUCCAGGACUAUGUCUCAAUCUUUAUCCAUUAGCAGAAUGAGUAGUUUACUUCCUACAAAUGAUCUAUCUAUUGGUUCCAUGCCUCUGCCUAACCUUACAAUAACCUCUAUGUGGAGCAGAAUCACAGCUGCGUCAGCAUCCCCCACUUUAGAUUUUCCUAAGCCCACACUGGAUUCCCUUCCAAAUAUAACAACCACUACAUCCAUGGCUACUGAAGUACAUCCACUCUUAUCUACAGUAACACAUCCUUCUACAGAAAUUUUAUCUUUAUUACUCUUUUCCUCUUUUGAGACAUCUUAGCUGGACUUCACACCUUCCUUUAUGUCUAUAGAAACAUUGACUUCACCUAUUGCCACUGAGUUCACAGUUUCUUUCUACAAUAUUGGAAUGAGCUUCUCUGUCUUUGAUGAAGAGCCAGUGAUCCCUUUUACCAGUGUUGUAAAUGAAUUAGCAGAAAAUUGGCUGAAUUCUGUAUUUCAGGACAGUGAAUUUACUCUCACUAAUCUGGCUAUUCAAAUUAAAAGCAGUUUGGAACAGAGAGAAGAGCAAGAGAUGUCUACAAUUUCCCAUGUACAAUACAGCUGUGUUUGUCAGGUCAUCAUAAAGGCCAAAUCUCCUUUAGUACCCACUGAAUUGAUUAACAGGAUCAAAAGUAAAAUACAUGGUAACCUGAGUCAUGGAAACUUCACACAAGAUCAAUUGACAUUAUUGGUAAAGUCUGAACAUGUUGCAGUGAAAAAACUAGAGCCGGGAAAGUGCAAAGCCGAUGAGACAGCCUCUAAAUACAAAGGAACAUAUAAGUGGCCCUUAACCAAUCCUACUGAGACAGCUCAAACUAGAUGCAUAAAAAAUGGGUCUGGAAAAGCUACUAGAAUCUGCUCAAUCAGUAUCGACACUGGCAAAUCUCAGUGGGGAAAACCAAAGUUUAAACAAUGCUACUUGCUUCAAGACCUUUCUAAUAAGAUUGUGGAUCUUGCUAAUAUUACUAUCAGUGAUGAGAAUGCAGAUGAUGUUGCCAAGCACAUUUUAAAUUUGAUAAACGAAUCUCCCUCUCUUGAUGAAGAAGAAACAAAGAUUAUUGUUUCUAAAUUAUCUGAUAUUUCACAAUGUGAUGAUAUAAGUAUGAACCUAACCCAGAUUAUAUUACAAAUAAUUGAUGUUGUUUUGGGAAAGCAAAACAAUUCCGUAUCUGAUCUGCAUGAAGUCAGCAAUGAAAUUCUGAGGAUAAUCAAGCGUGCUGGUCACAAGAUGGAAUUUUUUGGGAGGACAGCAAAUCUGACAGUGGCCAGCCUAGCUUUGGCUGUCCUGCGGAUGGACCACACAUUUGAAGGCAUGGUCUUCAGCAUUCGCUCCUAUGAAGAAGGUACAGGUCCUGAGAUUAACUUAAGUGAAAUCCCUCUGAAGAGAAUUUUGGCUUCCAUAUAUUUGCCUAAAUCACUGAGGGAGAGAAUUCCUCUUAGCAACUUACAGACCAUCUUGUUUAAUUUCUUUGGCCAAACUUCACUCUUUAAGACCAAAAAUGUCACUAAAGUAUUAACCACAUAUGUUGUGAGCGCCAGCAUUUCAGAUACAGCUAUUCAAAACUUGGCUGACCCAGUAGUUAUUACUCUACUGCAUAUUGAAGGAAACCAGAAUUAUGAUCAAGUUCAGUGUGCCUUUUGGGACUUUGGUAAUAACAAUGGGCAAGGUGGAUGGAAUUCAUCAGGCUGUAAAGUAAAAGAAACAAAUAUAAAUUACACAAUCUGUCAUUGUGACCACCUCACCCAUUUUGGAGUCUUAAUGGAUUUAUCCAGGUCUGCAGUGGAUACAGUGAAUGAACAGAUAUUAAUGCUUAUAACAUACACUGGAUGUGGAAUCUCCUCAAUUUUCCUAGGAAUUGUGAUGAUGACAUACAUAGCUUUUCACAAACUUCGAAAAGAUCAUCCUUCCAAAAUCCUGAUCAAUUUGUGUACCGCACUACUGAUGCUAAACCUGGUAUAUCUAGUCAAUUCUUGGACAUCAUCAUUUCAGACAGAGGGACUUUGUAUUGCAGCAGCAGUGGCACUUCAUUACUUCCUGCUUGUUUCUUUGACAUGGAUGGGCCUGGAGGCAGUCCACCUGUAUUUUGCUCUAGUUAAAGUCUUCAACAUAUACAUUCCCAAUUAUAUCCUUAAAUUUUGCCUAGUUGGUUGGGGGAUUCCAGCAAUUAUGGUGGCAAUCAUACUCAGUGUGAAGAAAGAUCUGUAUGGAACUCUGAGCUCCACAUCUCCAUUCUGUUGGAUUAAAGAUGAUUCUAUCUUUUACAUCUCAGUUGUGGCUUAUUUUUGCUUCAUAUUUCUUAUGAAUUUCUCCAUGUUUUGCACUGUUCUUGCUCAACUGAAUUCCAUGAAAUCUCAAGGCCAGAAGACUUGGUGGAAGAUGAUCCUGCAUGACCUCAAAGGCACAACAAGCCUGACAUUCUUACUUGGCCUCACCUGGGGGUUUACCUUUUUUGCUUGGGGACCUGUGAGGAUCUUUUUCUUGUAUCUUUUUGCAAUUUUUAAUACUUUGCAAGGAUUCCUCAUUUUUGUGUUCCACUGUGUGAUGAAGGAGUGUGUGCGGGAGCAGUGGCAGAUACACCUCUGUUUUAGGUGGUUGCAAUUGGAUAACUCUUCUGAUGGGAGCAGCAGGUAUGAGCUAAAUGUUGGGUAUAAACAGAAAAGAGUGAAGAAAACUUUUGAGCAAAAAUUGUUGACAUCAUCCCUCAAGUCAACUGCAAGUAGUUCCACUUUCAAAUCUUUUGGCUCCACACAAGGCACGCCUUCAGAAAUAAGCUUUCCAAAUGGCGACUUUGAUGAAGAUCCCUACUUUUCUCCCUUGAAUUGUGAUGUUGUGCCUAAUUGUGUGAAAAGAAUGUUACCUGUGGAAAUCAAAAUGAAUUCUAUUCACAAACAAAGAUUUCUUCAAUAA
Messenger RNA from Pteronotus mesoamericanus, 9144 nucleotides. RefSeq names its product adhesion G protein-coupled receptor G4 (gene ADGRG4). Gene Ontology annotation, cellular component: plasma membrane. Gene Ontology annotation, molecular function: G protein-coupled receptor activity. Lineage: Eukaryota; Metazoa; Chordata; Mammalia; Chiroptera; Mormoopidae. Gene Ontology annotation, biological process: cell surface receptor signaling pathway; adenylate cyclase-activating G protein-coupled receptor signaling pathway. The record is from RefSeq and is a predicted model, not a curated record.